ACUCUGCCCACAGGCAUGCCAACCUGGUCUGCCCUCAGCCCUGGCUGUCACACUCACCAGGAGGAGCUGCAGCAUAGCAGGAGAGUGUCCAGAGUUCCCCUAUCAGGCAGCUCUCAGCUGUUCCCUGGAAGCCCACAGACACCAUCCGAGAUGACUUCUUUUGGUUGCUGGGGCCUGCCUACAGCCCUCCUCGCCCUGAUCUGCUGCUCAGGGUCUGGUGAGAAGACAUUCGAAGUGCACAUGUGGCCAGAGAGGCUGGUGGUCAAACCCACAGAGUCGUGGGAAGUCAACUGCAGCACCAGCUGUACGCAACCAGAGAAAGGGGGAAUAGAGACCACCCUGAAAAAGACCCUGCUGGAAUCAGAGCGUCAGUGGCAGCGGUACUUGAUCUCCAACAUCUCCGAGGACACGGUCCUCUACUGUCACUACACUUGUGCUGGGAAGCAGCUGUCAAGCAAGCUCAGUGUCGUUGUAUAUCAGCCUCCAGAACAGGUUGUGCUGAAGCUACAGCCCACGUGGGUAGCCGUGGGCAGUUCCUUCACUAUUGAGUGCAGGGCGCCUACUGUAGAGCCCCUGGAGAGCCUCACCCUCACCCUGCUCCGAGGCAACAAGACACUGCACAGCAAGACCUUUGAAGGGACAGCGGCUGUCCCCCAGGAGGCCACAGUCACAUUCAACGGAACAGCUGACCGAGAGGAUGGCCAGCACAACUUCUCCUGCCUGGCCAAGCUGGACCUGCGCUCUCGUGGUGGGGGCAUUUUUCACUGGGUCUCGGAGCCCCAGGGACUGGAGAUCUAUGUGCCCCCGCAGGACACGGAUAUGAUCAUCAUCAUCACGGUUGUGUCAGUGCUUCUGUUGUUGUUCGUGACAGCUGUCCUGCUCUGCUUUGCCUUUGGCCAGCACUGGCGUCAGAAGCGCACAGGCACCUAUGGGGUGCGAGCUGCUUGGAAGAGGCUGCCCCGGGCCUUUCGAGCACAGUCUGCGUGAGUGGCAUGAGGCCGCACCAAAGCAGCCAUUGGAGCUCGGCAUGCCUCCUUCGGGAUAGGGGCCAGCUCUGGCUGAAGGACAGUGCCCAGCAGCAGAGGAGUUGAGGACAUUUCCUGUUCUAACCUGAAUACAAACACCUGGCCUCAA
Molecule: messenger RNA, 1134 nt
Organism: Ochotona curzoniae (black-lipped pika)
Lineage: Eukaryota; Metazoa; Chordata; Mammalia; Lagomorpha; Ochotonidae
Product: intercellular adhesion molecule 2-like
Exons: 5
Coding region: 16-987 (323 amino acids)
Biological process (GO): cell-cell adhesion
Cellular component (GO): membrane
Molecular function (GO): integrin binding
Source: RefSeq, a predicted model, not a curated record